Spodoptera littoralis (African cotton leafworm) is the source of this 7596-nucleotide messenger RNA. The record is from the annotation of a GenBank genome assembly. Lineage: Eukaryota; Metazoa; Arthropoda; Insecta; Lepidoptera; Noctuidae.
AACAUUUAGUGUGUGAGUGAACGCAAAAAAAAGCUUGCCGAUAUUUCAUCCAUCUCCCUCGUAAAUUUUGGACAUAGGCUGAUUGACAACAAAAGCCACUAUUUUGAGGAUCAUUGUUGUUUUAAAUGUUUCCUUGUAAAUAAGUGUUGUGAAACGAGCGCCUGUAUUCGUGAUUUACACAGUGGAUGAAAAAAUAUGAAGCGGCGAAAUGCCGAAACUGGGAAGUUGCGGCGCCCCUUGAAGCGCACAAAAAUCACCGAAGGAAUGUACGGAAAUUCAAUGCUGUACCUGAAGUUUGUGAUGAUUUGGGCAACAGUUGUCAUGGCUGACUAUAUGCUGGAGUUCAGAUUUGAGUUCCUCUGGCCUUUCUGGAUGAUGCUGAGAUCAGUCUAUGAUUCAUUCAAAUAUCAAGGACUGGCAUUCUCAGUAUUCUUCAUCUGCAUAGCACUCACAUCAGAUAUGAUAUGUUUCUUCUUCAUACCCUUACAGUACAUAUUCUUUGCUGCCAGUACCUAUGUGUGGGUACAAUAUGUCUGGUACACAUAUAAAGGCAUCUGUGUACCGACAGUAGCAAUAUGCUGCAUACUGGUGUACGUGGAAGGUCUUUGGCGGGGGUCCCGCGCGGGCGCUGGGGAGCUCUGCAGGCCGUUAGCGGCGCACUGCGUCGGGUACCCGGUGGUCACGCUGGGCUUCGGGGCGAAGGCCCUCAUAGCACACCGGCUGAGACAACGCCGACAGAGGCACGUCCGUGCAAUGAAUGAGUUCUACUUCCAACUCAUGCGGGACGCGCUACCUGAGUCUGCGCUAGACCAGUCACAAACCCAAGUGGCGGGCAAGGACGUCGCUAACGGCGGCGCGGAGUGCUCGCCGGCCGCGUCGCAGGCACCGUCGCCGGACGCGCGGUACGCCAACGGCUCGCUGCGGCGCUGUCGGUACAAGACGGCCGACCACAACGGUCACUGUCCGCCGGAACAUGUAUCCAAUAAGGUAGACAAAAUAGAGAAGCAAGUAUCGCAUACAAAUGCAAUACGCGAGAAGGCGUCCCACGCGUCAAACGGCAGCUCGCACAGCUCGGGCAGCUCACACAGCUCACACAGCGCACACAGCGCACACAGCCCGCACAGCGCGCAUAGCUCGGCGCCCGCCCUCAGCAACGGCUCGGCCUGCCACGCCGCGCCAGACGACGACGACAGACAUGACCACAGUAAAGGUGGUUCAAAGUCUUCGAAGGCAGAAAAAGAAAAGAAAGAGGCUAGCACAUUAAAAGAAGAAAAAAGAAAGAAUAAAAACAGAGAUAAGGAUAAGGACAGUAUCGAUAGUCAUAAGAGUACAGAACAUACAAAAGAACAAAUAGUUAAAGAUAAAGAAGUAGAGAGUACAAAAGAUUGUGUAAAAAUUAAGGAAAGCAGUAACAAAGAGGCUAAGGAGAAAGAGAAGGAAAGAGAUAGAGAACGGGAGAGAGAGACGAGAGAGCGGGACAAGGAACGCGAGAGGGAGCGAGAACGCGAACAGCGCGAAGCCCGCGAGUGUAUGGAAGAGCUGAAGCGUGUCCGCGCGGAGCUGGCGACGGCGCGCGCGGCGGAGGCGGAGGCGCGGCGCGCGCUGGCCGCCGCCGCCGCCGCCGAGCGACAGCGCCGCGCAGACCACGCGCAGCUCAAGCAGGCACACGCCGCGCUGCAGCACAAAGUGAACGCAUGGCGUACGGGUGAGCGUGCGGCGUUGGAGCGGCGACUGGCGGACGAGCGCCGCGCGCGCACUAACGCAGAGAACCAACUGCUACGGGCCAGGCACCAGCCACGGACGCCUAAUGGGGAAUGUGAGAGCGAGUCGUGCAGAUCGCGUCGCGCGGCGGCCGAGGCGGAGGGCGCGCUGCUGCGGCGCGAGCUGCGCGCGGCGCGGGAGCGGGCCGCCGCGCUGGCCGGCGAGCGCGCCGCCGCGCUGGCCCGCGCGCCCGCGCCCGCCGCCGGCGCCUUCGACUCCGCCGCCGAGCGUCUGCACCAUCUCGAGCACUCGCUCUCUGCAGAGACACGGGUCAAGCUGGACCUGCUCUCCGCGCUGGGCGAUGCUAAACGCAAGCUCAGCAUACAGGACGGCUUAAUAUCAAGACAAGAAAAAGAAAUAGAGGAACUGAAAGCUCAAAUGCUGGCGGUGAUGCCGACGGAGUUCGUGGCGCCGUCGAGUGCCGCGGUGUCCAAGCUUCGACUCUCGGACGGAUCACCCCUGGACCCCAACGCCUCCGUGUACACGCCCAAGCAACUAGCGCAGUGCUCCGACGCCUGAACCAAGGAACGAACGCGGCCAAGCAAGUAUUGUCUAACUUACUUCACCAAACGACAACUAGGUUACAGCAAGAUUGUACGAAAAUGUUAAGAAAUUCUGUGUGGUGAUUGUGACACGAACAAAUUAUAUUUAGUGAUGAUACAAAACAACGUGGCAUUCUAAGGUCUGUGAGAAUUUGACAUGAAGUUGAUCUACUGUGAAGAGUAUUGCCAGAUACAAGAAUCAAUAACCGGUAACAUAGCAUUUAAAUGGACAUUUAAGCUGUAAAAUCGCCGGUACAUUCAAAUUUAUACCUGGCAAUUCGUAACUAAAUUCACCGAGUACCUGUAGGUUUGUAUUGAAAUAAUUUAGACAAUACUUUAGCAUAGACAGAUAAAAUCUAGAAAUAUUAAGACCUUGCGCGUUCUUCCUAAACCGAGCUUCGACCCUUACCCAAGCUGUGCUGGUCUUUGUAUGGGCGUUUUCUGAUCUCAAUUUGUUUUUUUUUGUUUUCUAAUUGAUAACGCAAGCUGACAAGAUGUUUUUCGUUAAUUUAUUGUGUUAGUUAAAAUUUAAAAGUGAUUUUUUUGUAAGUCUAAGUCGAAAGCAGGCGGUAGACUUGGCUGACAUUUUGUUAAGAUUGAUUUUGAAAUUUUCUGUUCUUGACUGAUGCAUUUCUUUUUGGAAUUUUACUGAUCAUUCUUAACUCGAGUCAAGUGCAAUCGUCCGCAAAUGUCCAUACAAAUAUCGGUAGUCUAAGAAAUUCAACUGGAUAUACUUAAAAUAUAAAAAAUAACAAGUGUGUUAGUUUUGUAACAGUGUACGUACAUAUUUCAAGACAGAGCGUUUAUUUUUUCAUAAUAUUAAAAUAAUUGAAUUUCACACGUUUGUGGUGACUUUACCCUUUGGUAUUUAUCGAUAUGAGAUUCCUCCGGAGUGUGUAACUCCCGAGAACUGUCUCUGACACUAUGACGACGGCGUUCGCUUUAUUGUGCGCACAAUUACGGUCAUGUUCUAGCCUGUAACUGCGUCCAAACCAGCGAAUAAAUAACAUUUCAAACAGACUAAAUUGCAUUUCGUUGAAAAGUGAAUCUUAAAGUCAUUCCUUAAGAUACAUUUUUCAACGACAAAGGAGUCCCUGCAUUUUUCGGCAUUUCUUCAUAAUUAUGUGACCGUGCAAAGAUCUCUUCAAGCAUAAUCUGUGUGAUCAACAAUUCAACAGUCCUCUGUGUGACUCGCUGCUGCAGUUAAAUAUAUGCGUGUUCUUUUUGAAUUUUAUGUGAUAAAUUGUACAAAUUAAGAUCUGAGAUCGAGUCUUCUUCCUUGUAUAUUAAAUUUGUAGUUUUAUUCGACGUUUUUAGUCCAAAUUUGUCUGUAUUUACGUGCGGCGCUGGCUGGCGGUAUGUUCGAGAACUACCGGCGUGGCGCCCACAUUUUCUUGUUGAACUUGCGAUUUGAGUAUUGUUUGACGUGGGACAGCAUUUUGACAGAUGAUGGGAACCAUGACAGUUGUGAUUUUGACAGAUGUUCCGGUUUGGUAAAACUGCUUCUGUUUUUUAAUUCUAAGGAUAUCUGUGGGUUUUUGAUAACUUGAAAAUUCGUACUUAAACAUUUGGGAAAGAUUCUAAAUCUGCUUUAAAAAUUAGUUUAUUGAACCAUGGCCAGUAUUAUGAAAAAGAAACUACAGAUAUUCAUAGACUUUCUUCCUUUACAAUAAGUUGUACACAUACGUAAUAUUCGCCUAAAAGAUUAUACCCCAAACAAUUUGUAUUAGCACAAUAUCUUAUUCAUUUAAAAUUGAAAAACUUGUGGAAUCACUUUGCAACUCAAAUCUUGCUUUGAGGUUUAUAUUGACCGAUAAAAAUUAAUUGACGCUGCAAAAUUUGCAAAGGACAACCGAUUUAUAUUGUCUAUAUGUUUUAACGGUCACAAAUUCAUUUAAAAACUGACCUUGCCUGCUUUACAGCUGAAAACCUCGCUUAGUAUUUUAUUUAGCAACUCCUUAACUAUGGUAAAUCUUUCUAUUGGCGCUAUAUUAUAAGUUUGGGGUCUUAGAUUUUCAAAAUAAUGAUUUUUGUUGCUAUAUAUCAGUCAGAAUGGCCAACUGCUCUAACCUACUGUCCAUUGAGAUUAAAAGCUUGAAGAUUUGCAACUGAUAUCCACAGAUUUUUAUAGAAUCUCUUACAAAUAUACUAAAUAGACUUUCUAUGUAUAAAUAGACGGUUAUUUUCAAAAAUAUUGCACAACGCGCUAUUUAAAAAAGGACCAUGUCCCGCCUCUAAAGGUGCUGGCACCAAAUACUGUUAUAUUUUUAAAUUUGGAAGGGACAUUGUUUGUUUUUAAAUUUUGCGUUUUGUUUCUUCGAACAUGGAUUUCUAUGUAAGCAAUAGUUUUAAAAUAAUUUUUAAAAAUGUUAAGAAUAAUAUCUCAUUGUAUAAAUACAGCUGUGUGUGUUUUAGUAAUUGUGUUUAUGGUUAAUUAUCAUUAGGUACAAACUAACUAUGAGGACAAAUUCGACUGACUUUAAUUUUUUAUAAUAAGUUAUAAAAGAGAUUUGUAGCAAAACAAAGACUUGUUUUGACUUAUUUUUAGAAAAAAAUAGUAUUAUUGAUGUAGUUUUGUAUUGCCGACUGGUUAAGAAUAUACAAUGAGGUAUUAAUUCUCAAAAAAGCUACCGUAUUUUUGCUAAAUAGAUGGCACAAAUAUAGGAAGAGGUAUUUUUUAUCACUGUAGCUGUCAAAAAUUAAAUUACCAAUGGUCUGACACUAGCCAACUCCCUAUUGGACGAAAAGACGAGAGAUCUGUAGUGCCAUCUGGUGAGCAAAACCGGUAGUUCUCAAUAAAAUUCAUCCAUCCAUACCAUAAUGCCGAUAGACUUAUAAUUACGUUCUUCCCACUGUAACCAGCUUCCAAAAUCGACUCUGUUGCAUUUAUACAAUAGUACAAUUAAUUUUAUAAUAAAAUAAAACCUUCUAUUAAUUUACUAAGCGACGGAAUUGUAUGAACAUAGUAUAAUGAUGGAUUCGUAUAGCGUAGUCUAAUUGGUUGUAAAGUGCGUUCAUUUUCGCACUGUUUUCGAUGUUGAUACGUUCAAUUUGAGGUGUUUUUGUGUGCCAAUUUAUUCUGCCUAUAUAUUGCUCGGCCUUGUAUACUUGUUUGGUAGAUAUAGAAUGAUCCCAGUACUUCACAGCGUGUAUGUUUUGUUGGCUCAACAUUUUUUGCACUAUGGUUGUAAUCGUGACACGGUUGUUGAUGUUGUGUUUUUUGGGAUCAAUUGGUGAUUAUCUUUAUAGUUUCUUUAAGCUCUCGUGUAUUGUGUUUUACUCCGUAUAAGUUCUUGUUAAGCAUUGUUUUUGUAUCAAUUUAAUAUUAACGUUAAAUAGCAUAAGUUUAAACUUAUCUCUGGCGCUAAUUUUUUCAGUGUUUUGAGCUGUAUUUAUCUUAAGACGUCACAACAAAUUUUGUUGUAUUAUUUUUAGUAUCUUCUUAAAAAAUAUCUACAAUAUAAGUAUACAAGGUUUUAAAGAGCUUUCACACUCACAAGAGUUACGCGAUAUAACGCAUAUUGGAUACAACAAAAGUAUAAAAAAUGAACAUUUCCGUAUUAUUUUUGAGAUUUUGUACCGUUCACUCUAGUCUUAUAUAAGGUCGAUACUACACUGCCGCGGAUUUCAAUGUCGCUAGUCAGUCGUAUUUUAUAUCAGAAGUUAGCAUACACUUACAUGUAUCAGUUAGGUAUUUAAAAUGAGGUUGUUAUCACAUUUUCAAGUGUAACUAUCUAUGUCACAUCACGUGGAAUUUGUGUUUAUAAUAGUUGAGUGAGAUUAACGUUCCGGUGCGGACAGUGUGUAUCGACCUUUACAGUUAUUUGUAAAUCUAAGUUUUAGGCGUUUAGUUUUUUUUUUAUUUAUAACGGAUGCGCACUGCCCAUGAAGUUUGACUUCCUUUCCUUACCUUACUUUGGAACUACGUAAAAUGAUUGUGAAAGUACUUAAUUUAGAUAUUUAGACUUGAUGUGAUUAUUAUUUUCGAAUAUGAAAUCUGUACGCAGCAGAUACCGAUGUAUAUUUUUUCAUGAAACCGGACGAGACCUACGGGAACGUUAUCGUGCGUAGGAACAAACGUACAAUGGAACGAUUUGAAUUUUCACUAGUGAAAUGUAAGUGAUAAUGUUUGUUUGUAUUAUAAACAGAUGCUGUAACAGCAAUAAAAAAUCAGACUUGCAACUUUGGUUUUCUUUAUCUUCCUUUUGAAUUUUUACUUUAAGUUAAGAUGGCCAUGGUUUUUUGGUUCGAACAAAAUAUUUUUGUUUGCUGGUCUCAGUUCAGCGACUAAUAGUAAAUAAUUUUAAGAACUUUGAUAUCACAUUCAGAUUCGUUUCUACGAAACUUGACUGGACAAAUAUUACCUUCAUUUAAGUGAAUAUCUGAUUUCAAAUAGAAAAUAUAUGUCAGGAUUAAAAAAUACGAGAAUAUUAUUAAAAGUUUAUUUUUAAUUAAUUCACUAAUUCUUGGAUAAAAACAUCCAAUAUUCCAGUAGAAUAAACCGAAAAUUAUAUUAUUAAUAUCAGAUCUGACAACUCCUGAUGCAGUUAAAUUUAAAACUAAAUUACUUAUUAAAAAAAAUAAAAUUAAAUCAUUAGAUUUCACACCAUGGUUAUAUUCUUGUCUAAUUACCAGGCUGACAUAAUUACAGUUAUGAAAUGUAUUACUGAAAAAGUUAAUAUUGCUUCCAGAGCUGACUAGGUUCAAGGCAAUCUGCAUUGCAUAUGUCCACAGGGUACAGUAAAUAUGUAGCAUAAGUCUGAUCUAAACUAUAAGUUUUGUACUUAUUAAAUUAUGCAAAGUAUUUAAUUUCAAUGUUUUCCAUUCAACCCUGAGAGCCUGGCUUCACUAACCAGACUCUGGAUCUCAAGUUGCACACUCAAUGCUUUCUGUAAAUCCAUCUUCCUCAACUGAGAUGCAAUAUACUUCCCAUAGAUAUCAAAUUCAUCCUCUUUUGCAGAAGGCUCUAUAUUUGAGUCUAAGUUCUCCACAAAUGUUCCAGAACAGUCUGUACUAGGCCUUCUGUGGUUCAUUUUUUUCUUUUUAUUCUGGUAUCUACUUUCAUUGAUUUGUGGUACUUCUCGGGGUUCCGUUUUUAAAAUUAAUGUGUAUUCAUUAUCUGUAGGGAAUGGCUCCAGAGUUUCCUCUUCCAUGUUGUCCGUGGUUGAAAGCCAUAUUUUUUGGUUUGCGUCAUCUAGAGAAUCUUGUUGCUGGAAACCAAAGCAAAGAAUUAUUUAUAUCAUAGAUAUGUGAUGGAUUAGAUUAAUAGAAUGAUCUAUAAUGUACAAAAUUU